Messenger RNA from Armigeres subalbatus, 930 nucleotides. RefSeq lists its product as uncharacterized. The coding region runs from base 1 to 930 and encodes 309 amino acids. Lineage: Eukaryota; Metazoa; Arthropoda; Insecta; Diptera; Culicidae. The transcript has a single exon. The record is from RefSeq and is a predicted model, not a curated record.
AUGAUAGAGUGCUGUAUUGGAGGAGUUAAAUGGAAUGUGAUAAUUGACUCCGGAUCAGAGUGCAACCUGAUUACCCGUAAUGCGUGGGAGAAAUUCAAAGCGUCUAACAUCAAUAUACACUCGUCUACAAGACACUGCAGUCGCGUGCUCAAAGCAUACGGUAGUAACACACCAUUGAAGGUUAUAGGAUCAUUCAUUGCUGAGGUACGGAUCAAGGAACGACAUGUGGUAGCAGAAUUUUUUGUUGUGGACGGUGGUCAGCAAUGCCUUUUAGGAGAUAAAACUUCCAAGGAACUUGGAGUUUUGAAAGUAGGUCUAGAUAUUAACAUCGUGAAUGAGGAGUUAAAACCGUUCAAUAAAAUCGAUGGGAUUCAAGUUCACAUCCAUGUGGACCCGAGCAUUAAGCCAAUUUUUCAACCAUUGCGAAAAGUUCCUGUUCCUCUUGAAGAUGCUGUGAAUAAGAAACUCGAUCAACUGCUCCAGCGAGACAUCAUUGAAGUUAAGACGGGACCGACUCAAUGGGUGUCUCCAUUGGUAGUAGUCGGAAAAGCAAACGGCGAACCAAGGCUAUGCUUGGAUUUACGAAGAGUAAAUGAAGCCGUUCUACGAGAACGAUAUCCAAUGCCUGUCGUGGAUGAUUAUUUGGCAAGAAUGGGAAAACAGAUGAUUCGAAGUAAGCUUGAUAUUCGUGAAGCAUUUCUACAAAUUGAAUUGGAUCCUGUUUCCCGAGAUGUCACUACGUUUAUCACCAGUAAGGGACUCUUCCGCUUCAAAAGAAUGCCCUUUGGUCUUGUUACUACUCCUGAAACUUUUCAAAGAGUAAUGGACGAAAUAUUGACGGGAUGUGAAGGAGUGUACUGGUACCUAGAUGAUGUCAUGGUGGAAGGCACAACUGUGGAAGAACAUGAUGCAAGAUUGAAUGAGGUAUAA